Macadamia integrifolia is the source of this 1522-nucleotide messenger RNA. Its product is annotated as UV-B-induced protein At3g17800, chloroplastic. The record is from RefSeq and is a predicted model, not a curated record. Bases 133 to 1371 code for a protein of 412 amino acids. NCBI's taxonomy places the organism in Eukaryota, Viridiplantae, Streptophyta, Magnoliopsida, Proteales, Proteaceae. The transcript is spliced from 3 exons.
UCAUUAGAAAAAAGGUCUGGUCUUCCAACUCGAAAGCUUGUCGAGGGUCCAGACUCCGCAGACCCUAACAAUCUUCUGUCUCUUUCAUAAUAUCUUCUGUUUUUUGGAUUUCUGGGAUUGAAUUACGGAGAGAUGACGAUGAUGCAGGUUUCAGGUGUAAUUAGCGAUGGAUUGGUGGUUUUCCCUACCACUGGGGGUCAUAAGUCUCCAGAAUCUAAGAGUUUUCCGGCCUUCUCAGAUGCCAAAUCUCUUCUUUCCUGUGGAAUACUCAAGAAAUGCUUAUCCUUGAGUAUUCUGAGGGUAGGAACUGGUAUGGAGAAGUGCCGGACAAGAGGCUUAACAGUGAGAGCAUCAGGAAAUUCUGACGAUAACAUCACACCAGUUGCACCUCUUCAAUUUGAAUCUCCGGUGGGUCAGCUUUUGGUGCAGAUUAUGCAAACCCAUCCACACCUACUCCCUGCAGCAAUUGAUCAGCAGCUUGAACACCUUAGAACUGAUCGAAAUGCACAGAAAGAAGAGGCAUCAUCAUCACCAUUAUCUCAAGAUCUCCUCUACAAGAGAAUAGCUGAAGUCAGGGAUAAGGAAAGACAGAAGACAUUAGAGGAGAUAAUCUACUGCUUGAUUGUGCAUAAGUUCAUGGAUAAUGAUAUCUUGAUGAUCCCUACAAUAUCAGUGCCAGCAGAUCCAGCUAUUAGGGUGGAUUGGUGGCCAAACCAAGAACAGAAACUGGAAUCUGUCCACUCCCCUGAAGCCUUCGAGAUGAUACAGAGCCACUUAUCUCUUGUUCUUGGGGAACGGCUUGUGGGCCCACUUGAUACCAUUGUCCAGAUCAGCAAGCUUAAACUUGGGAAGCUUUACGCUGCUUCUAUGAUGUAUGGUUAUUUCCUCAAAAGAGUUGAUCAGAGGUUCCAAUUGGAGAGAACCAUGAAAAUUCUUCCGGAAGGUAUGGAGAAAGACCAGAUAAUCAAGGAUCCAGCACCUGAAUACCAGCUCUGGGACCCUGAUUCAUUGAUCCGAGUGCCACCAGACGACAGUGAUGGUGGUGAUGACAGUCUAUCAGAUACAGGUGAAGCCAGGUCCUACAGAUUGAGGUCCUACGUCAUGUACUUGGAUGCAGAGACAUUGCAGAGAUAUGCAACCAUAAGAUCGAAGGAGGCUAUUUCUCUGAUAGAGAAGCAGACGCAGGCCUUGUUUGGUAGGCCGGACAUUAGGAUUGCGGAGGAUGGUUCUCUUGAUACAACCAAUGAUCAGGUGGUUGGUAUUGCGUUUUCUGGUCUGACCAUGCUGGUGCUGGAGGCGGUUGCGUUUGGGUCAUUUUUAUGGGAUGCGGAAGGUUAUGUAGAAUCCAAAUACCACUUCCUCACAAACUGAAACGCAUGAAGAUAUGUCAAACAUAUUGUAAUGUAUUCUUCAAACACAAUAGUUCAGCUUGUAAGUAAAUAUAAUUGUUUGGUCUUCAUUGUGGUGUUGAAGAGAGAAUAUUGCGUCUUUCAAAAUUUCAAAGAGAGAAUAUUUUCCAAAA